Messenger RNA from Dichomitus squalens LYAD-421 SS1, 2242 nucleotides. RefSeq lists its product as uncharacterized. The coding region runs from base 133 to 2019 and encodes 628 amino acids. NCBI's taxonomy places the organism in Eukaryota, Fungi, Basidiomycota, Agaricomycetes, Polyporales, Polyporaceae. Gene Ontology annotation, molecular function: protein binding. The record is from RefSeq and is a predicted model, not a curated record. The transcript is spliced from 11 exons. Gene Ontology annotation, cellular component: nucleus; mitochondrial outer membrane; cytosol.
GACCUAGCAGAUUCAUCUUCCAGGACCACGGAAAAGGACGCGUUCUGGCUGGCAACUAAAGAAUUGCCUCAUUUAGACGACGUAGCUCCGGGGUUCUCAGCCGGUUAACACCCUCUUCAGACGUUCGUAGCCAUGGACAACUUCCAAUCACCAACCUCUGUUGGCACAUAUGUACAAGACAGAACAUUAGAAGAUAUCCCUGCCAUAAAGCAUGCCCUUUCUUUGUUUUGUGCUUCACGUAUGGUGGAGUCCGAGGAAUACUGCAAAGAAUCAGAUCCUAAUCGCGAACACUUGUAUAUAACGUCUGGAUACAGUCUGAUCCAAGCCAUUAAGGCGCUCAUGUCGUUCGAAGACAAGGACCUGCAAGAGGCACUCACGCACCUUAAUCGCGGCAACGAGCUCGCCGCAGCGCACCGCGCCCCGGUAACAUCUUUCAGCGCGAAAGUUUCCGGGCUGAUCUGGGGAGCCAAGCGGGUAGACGCUAUCCGCGCCAUGACAGCGGUACAGCGACAUGCGGAACUGCUGUUCGCAGAGACGACGUUCGCGAAGGCCCUCGUUGGCAGUAUAGCCUCCGGCAGCUGGCUUGGCUUCGUGCGGGAGGCCCUUAGCUUCCGCGUUAUGAUCAAUGUCUACCUCAGCCUCGGCAAGUAUCUCAAGACCGUCGACAAUGAGGCGGCUGCGCAAGGCCUCGGGCAGCGGCACCCCGACAUCGAUGAUGACUUCCGCUCCGGCGUCGAGCUCGGCGUCGGCGCAUCGAACCUCAUCUUGAGUCUCAUGCCGAAAACGGUGCUAUCUGUUGUUGAGCUGUUCGGGUAUCAGGGUGAUCGUAACGUGGGUCUUGAGAUGCUCUACGGUGUGGGGGGCUGGGAGAAGGGCGCGGCAGAGCCGCGAAUCAGUGCCGACAAAGAGGGCCUCCGACGGCCACUCGCGGACAUCUGUUUGCUAUGCUUCCACCUCGUCUUGUCAAGCUUCGUGCAUCAAGGCGUGGAUAUUCCCCUUGCACAGCAGAUCCUUGAGUGGAAUCUCAAGCGCUUCCCCGAUGGCGUGUUCUUCCUGUUUGGCGCCGGCCGGCUCCGUCUAUUGCGUUCGCAACCUGCUCAAGCCACUGCAUUCUACGAGCGAGCGAUGAGCAUCCAGUCGCAGUAUCCGAAUCUACACUACAUAUCUUUCUGGGAGCUAGCCGUGUGCAAUUUCGCCCUGUGGAACAUUCCCCAGUCACUGGUGUACUGGCGGAAACUCCGUUCGGGGGCCACGUGGAGUCGCGCGUGCUAUGCGUACGGUGUCGCCGCUUGUCUGCUGCAGAUCGGUAGCGGGACGGGAAGUGAAGGCGAAGAAGCGAGAGAGGGGCUGAGGGAAAUCCCCAAGUUGAUGAACAAGAUCGCCGGCAAGUCGAUACCGAUAGAGAAAUUCGUCGCACGGAAGGCACGUAAGUUCGAGGCGCAAGGCGGGAGGCUCGCGCUGCCUGCGCUCGAGUUCGCAUACUUUUUCCUUGCGAUACAGCACGCGCCGCGCGACGUCAUCCUCCAGCGCAUGAUGCCCGAGGUCGACGCACAGCUCGCGCGCCUGCGCGAGUCGGAGCCCAACACCUACGAGGGCGGCAAAGGCUAUUGGGACGACCUCUGCCUCGCGCAAUUCCUCGAGGGCGUAUGCAUGCGCUUCGUCGCCUAUCCCGAUCGGGACGCCGAGCUGCAGUUGAGCGAUGCGGAGCUGCAAGUUGCGCACCGUGAGCGCGGGCCCGCGUCUGUACGUGCAUUGCGCGCGCUUAAGGCGGUCGUCGAGAACGCGCACACCAUCGAGCUGGACCACUACAUCACCUAUCAUGCACACUACGAGCUUGGACGGCUAUACGCGUGCUUCGGGAAUCGUGCAAAGGCUGUCGAGCACUUGAAGCUCGUGGCGAGCGGUAAGUCGCUGGAGCCUGCAAACAAAUCGCGAAAGGGAAAGUACAGCAUGCAGACGGCAUUGGUCGUUCGUGCUGGAGCUUCUCUGGAGGGCUUAGGGGACCCCGAUGCAAAUUAGUAGAAUUGGACAUCGAAUCUGCGUAUGUCCCUUAAGACCUGCAAACGUGGUGCCAGGCUCAGCUCCCUCAGCCUGUACCAGUGGGCCUUCAGACCGCGACCUGUGGAAUGCCUACAACGGGCCUCGAUAUCAUGAUUAUCAAUCAAGUCGGUCAGGCGGUACCUGCCUCCGAUCUUGUUCUUAGCACAAUGUUAAGCUCUGUAUUAGACCAAUUAUACUGGAC